CGGCGCUCCCCCCUCCGGGGAGGAGAUUCGGGGAGCGCCGCGGCUAGGAGCCGGCUGAGGCUGGAGGGCGCCGAGGGCUUGCAAAGCUUCUUCGUGUUGGAGGGGCUUGAGCACCUGCUCCUGCCAAGGCCCCCUCCAGGCAACUCCAGGCGGAUCCCGCCGAAUGGGAGACGAGCAAGGGCCUGCGGUCCCCCCCUCCUGUCCAGGGGGAGAGGAGGAGCGCCGCCGGCUGAGGGGGUCUGGCGCUGGGCGGAGCCGAGGGCAGGAACGGAGGGAAGGACCCCUCCGCCGCCGCCCCGGCCCUUGGCUCUGGCCGACUCCAGAGCCCCCCGCCACUCACCAUUCACCGCACGGCUCUCUCUGGGUGGGUCGCCGCCAGGAAGGGCUGCUCAUGGAGCCGCCCCGCCCACCGGGCCCAAGCGGAGAGUCCUGCCGGCAGCCUGGAACCCUCGGCGGGGAAGCUUCCUAGCCUGGCCCCUCUCCGGCUUCCGAGAAGCCAGUGGCCCAGGUUCUGAGCGUCUCUGCCCAGCAAGGGCUCCAGGAGCCUGGCCCAGGCAGAGGAAGCUGUUCCCCCCCAAUGGCUCUCUAUGGAGAACUACAGCCUGCCUUCCUCCAGCCUCCAUUGCUGAUGCUGCCUUCAAGUCAUUGGGAUGCUUUGACUGUGUCAGAUGCUGGAAUCCGUAGGAAAAAAAUCCGUGGAUACGGAGGGCCAACAGUACCUUAUAAUAAUAACAACAAUUCUACUACUAUAGGCAAUUAAGAAGUUUUGGAACACAUUCUGCAGCUGGAAAACUGUAUCCUUUAAGGAGAAUUCUGACAAGUAGUUCCAGAGUCCAAGGACCAACCAGGAACACAAGAUGAAAGUAAUUAAGCAUUCUGAGGAGGCGUUGAAAAUGGCCCUGAUCUCUGAGGACGUGAAGCUUGUGAAACUUUAUGAGAAGUUUGAACUGAAAGAGAAACUUUUGCUAAAUCAAGCAUUUCAACCAGACAGUGUUCUCUUUAAGCCCAUUACACUACUUUCUGAGUCAGAUUGGAUCUCCUCACAUCCACAACCUACCCAGGAUUUUGCACAGUUUUACCACGACCCUCACAGAAACAUACCAUCUCCUCAGAAAAAUCGGAUUUAUAUCCAGCCUAUUGGCUCUUUUGGAGAUUCUAGAGUUAGCACAGACAUCUACAUGAAAUGGCUGAAGGACUACUGUGAAGCCUUUUACUAUGGCCUGACUGUAAAAAUCCUAGAGCCAGUGCCAGUUUCACACACGAGUUGUGCAUUUCGAGUCAAUGAAUAUACUCAGAAUCUGCAGAUUCACACAGGACACCUUCUGAACUAUCUAAAGAAAAAAAAGGCAAAUGAUGCUUUCUGCAUUGUGGGAGUAACUAUGAUAGAUCUUUACCCAAAAGACUCCUGGAACUUUGUCUUUGGACAAGCCUCCUUGACUGAAGGAAUGGGUAUCUUCAGCUUUGCUAGGUAUGACAGUAACUUUUAUGAUGCAAACUACAAAGGCAAGCUGAAGACUACAAAAAAACCUCUUCCAGGAGACUAUUCUAUAUUUGAUGGUUAUUAUACUCCUGAGAUCACAAGUAAAUUGCUACUGAGAUCCUGCAAAACACUGACUCAUGAAAUUGGGCACAUCUUUGGGCUCCAUCACUGCCAGUGGCUGGAGUGUGUUAUGCAGGGGUCCAAUCAUCUGGAGGAAUCAGACCGACGGCCAUUAGAUCUUUGUCCUAUUUGUCUGCGCAAGCUGCAAGUUGCUCUUGGCUUCAACAUUAUGGAAAGAUACAAGGCACUGAAGAGAUGGAUAGAGGAAGAAGUUAAUGAAACAGAAGAAGGAAUCAGUAAUAGUCCUAUAUCAGGUUUGCAGAAACCAGUGGAAGCAUUUAAAGAAAGCUGUGACUGGAUUGUCAAAUGCCUAGAUAUUCUGGAGAAGUAAAAUCCUUUGGUAUGUAGACUGAAAGAGGAUACUUUUAUCUGUUGUGCUUUAAAUACUGCUAAAACAUAAUUUUUAAAAUACUAAGUUUCAAAUGAAACAUCUUAUACUAAAAUUUAACCUGUUGGUUUUGUGAGUUGGGAUUCCUGUUAGCUAUAUCCUCUUUCAGAAUACCGGAUUCAGCUCAUAAAACAUGAUAGGCUAUUCAAGAUAGGAUGGCAGUCUUACCGUUAUGUAUCUGCAACAUAGCAGUGUAGCAUUUAUUUACCUUGUAAACCAGGCACUCUGACACAAGCAAUAAUAAUUCUCUAUUAUACAGUGAAACACACACACAUUGUUCAGAUAAUGGCUACAUACAUACCUCACAACUAGUUUUGUAAUUCUUCCUAAUUAAACUGUGAUAUGCUGCUGGUGCAUGCAGUCCCCUUUGCUUUUUCUUUUGCUGAAGUAGAUAAGCAACCAAGGAAACAGUAAUUAAGCAUAGCUUUUCAUUUAAAAUUAUUUUCUUAUUUGGCCUUGUUUGGAAGUGGUAAGCUAGGAUUAGUUUUAGGUUCAGACGUAAGAAAGCUAUGCUAAAUUGUAGCCUCCCUGUUUGCCUACCCAUUCAUGUGAAGGAAAAUAAAUUGCAUACACUAGCACAUUAUUUGUGCAUAUCACAGUUUAAUAAGAUAGGGUUCAUGCCUUUCUGUGAACUAUGCAGCCAGUACAGAUGCAUCACAUAAAGAGAAGUUCUUGAUUAUUUAUUUUGUGAUAUUUAUUAUAAAAGUACAAAUCUGGAAAAGGGAAUUUUCAGAAGGAGUCUGAAUUCACUAAAGUUCAGUUCCAAAGAAAUGCUUUAGAGUGAGAUGUCAAAUAUAUGCAAGUCGUGGGAAUUUUCUUUAAUAUGAAAUAAACUGUCAGAACAGACAACACUUUCUGUUUUCAGCGUCAAACUAAAGUGUGCAUAUUGUCUGUAGAAAUAAGUGUAUAAUAAUGUUUCUGAUCCUUAGGAUUGCUCAAUAAAAGGACAUUGGGGUUUAAAUAUUAUACCCAUUUACUUGGGAGGUCCUUUGAAUUCAGGGGGACUUGCUUCUUGUUUUUUAAAAGUAGCAUAUUAUCUAACUCUCGAAGGUGUCUGUUUCAAAGAUUGAAGAAUGUGUAAAACAAUUAGCUAAUAAACAAAAUGUUCCACUCAUUUGGUGAGCCA
Messenger RNA from Sceloporus undulatus (fence lizard), 3114 nucleotides. It is a transcript of the gene AMZ2, whose product is annotated as archaelysin family metallopeptidase 2. The transcript has 9 exons. Gene Ontology annotation, molecular function: metallopeptidase activity. The record is from RefSeq and is a predicted model, not a curated record. Lineage: Eukaryota; Metazoa; Chordata; Lepidosauria; Squamata; Phrynosomatidae. Gene Ontology annotation, biological process: proteolysis. The coding region runs from base 858 to 1931 and encodes 357 amino acids.